AUCCCCCCCGAGGCAGCACCUCUCCAGUCACCCGAGAGCCCCCCGCUGCUCUGUUCUGACACCCUGGGUGGUGCCACCAUCAUCUACCAGCAAGGAGCUGAGGAGUCGACGGCCAUGGCCACGCAGACCGCCUUGGACCUGCUGCUGAACAUGAGCACGCAGCGGGAGCUGGGCAGCGCGGCCCUGCAGGUGGCCGUGGUGAAGUCAGAGGACGUGGAAGCAGGGUUCGCAUCCUCUGGUGGGCAGCCCUCCCCAGCAGGUGCCACUCCCCAAGUGGUAGCCCUCCACAUGGCAGAGCCAGGGGGCAGCGUGGCUGCCGAGAGCCAGCUAGGCGCCCCAGACCUACAGCAGAUCACCCUGGCGCCUGGGCCGUUUGGCGGGGCUGGCUACAGCGUCAUCACGGCACCCACCGUGGAGGAAGGCACAUCGGCUCCUGGCACACCUUACAGCGAGGAGCCCCCCGGGGAGGCAGCCCAGGCCGUGGUUGUGAGUGACACCUUGAAAGAAGCUGGCACCCACUUCAUCAUGGCCGCCGACGGGACCCAGCUGCACCACAUCGAGCUGACUGCAGAUGGCUCCAUCUCCUUCCCAAGUCCAGACGCCCUGGCCUCUGGAGCCAAGUGGCCCUUGCUGCAGUGUGGGGGGCUGCCCAGAGACGGCCCUGAGCCCCCGUCUCCAGCCAGGACCCGCCGAGUGGGGGACCCCCAGGGCUCUGCCUCCCCACCUCCUGCUGCCAGCAAAGCCCUGGGCCUGGUAGUGCCCCCCUCGCCACCAUCUGCAGCCACUGCGUCAUCAAAGAAGUUUUCCUGCAAGAUCUGCGCCGAGGCCUUCCCCGGCCGAGCUGAGAUGGAAAGUCACAAACGGGCCCACGCUGGGCCUAGUGCCUUCAAGUGCCCCGACUGCCCCUUCAGUGCUCGCCAGUGGCCCGAGGUCCGGGCCCACAUGGCGCAGCACUCAAGCCUGCGGCCCCACCAGUGCAACCAGUGCAGCUUCGCUUCCAAGAACAAGAAGGAUCUGCGGCGCCACAUGCUGACUCACACCAACGAGAAGCCCUUCGAGUGCCACCUCUGCGGGCAGCGCUUCAACCGGAACGGGCACCUCAAGUUCCACAUCCAGCGGCUGCACAGUCCCGAUGGGAGGAAGCCGGCGGCCCCAAGCGCGCGGGCCCCGGCCCAGACCCCCAAGACCCCCACCCAGACCAUCAUCCUGAACAGUGACGACGAGACGCUGGCCACGCUGCACACUGCACUCCAGUCCAGUCACGGGGUCCUGGGCCCGGAGCGGCUACAGCAGGCGCUGGGCCAGGAACACAUCAUUGUGGCCCAGGAACAGACAGUGACCAAUCAGGAGGAAGCCACCUACAUCCAAGAGAUCACUACAGCAGAUGGCCAGAUGGUCCAGCACCUGGUGACAUCUGAUAACCAGGUACAGUACAUCAUCUCCCAGGACGGAGUCCAGCACCUGCUCCCCCAGGAAUACGUCGUGGUCCCAGAGGGCCAUCACAUCCAGGUACAGGAGGGCCAGAUCACACACAUCCAGUAUGAACAAGGGGCGCCGUUCCUUCAGGAGUCCCAGAUCCAGUAUGUGCCGGUGUCCCCAGGCCAGCAGCUGGUCACACAGGCCCAGCUUGAGGCUGCAGCACACUCAGCUGUCACAGCGGUGGCCGAUGCUGCCAUGGCCCAAGCCCAAGGCCUAUUCGGCACGGAGGAGUCAGUGCCUGAACACAUCCAACAGCUGCAACAUCAGGGCAUCGAGUACGACGUCAUCACCCUGACUGAUGACUGAGAC
Physeter macrocephalus (sperm whale) is the source of this 1788-nucleotide messenger RNA. RefSeq names its product zinc finger protein 335 (gene ZNF335). The transcript is spliced from 13 exons. The record is from RefSeq and is a predicted model, not a curated record. Gene Ontology annotation, cellular component: nucleus. The annotation marks the transcript as partial. Gene Ontology annotation, biological process: positive regulation of neurogenesis; brain development; positive regulation of transcription by RNA polymerase II. Lineage: Eukaryota; Metazoa; Chordata; Mammalia; Artiodactyla; Physeteridae. Gene Ontology annotation, molecular function: RNA polymerase II cis-regulatory region sequence-specific DNA binding.